UCCGCAGAACACACACCCUACUCCGAGAUGAAGCUGUUCAUCGUUGCUGCUGUCCUGGCCGUUGCUGCCGCUGACAGGCAGCCUGCUCCACCUUCGUACUCUGCCCCUGCUCGGCCCUCGUACUCUGCCCCUGCUCCGCCCUCGUACUCUGCCCCUGCCCAGCCCUCGUACUCUGCCCCUGCUGCCCCCAAGUACGCCCCCAAGGUGAUCGAGAUCCUGAGUCAGGAGUUCGACCUGCGUGACGACCAGUCUUACGACGCCAGCUACCGGACAGAGAAUGGCAUCUACGCCUCCGAGUCGGGCCAGGCCGUGGCUGGCUACGGAGAUGAGCAGAGCUACGCCGUCCAGGGCCAGUACAGCUACACCGGCGACGACGGUGUCAGCUACACCGUGUCGUAUGUGGCCGACGCCAACGGCUUCCAGCCGCAGGGUGACCACCUGCCGACCCCCGUGCCCACCGAGUACCCGACCCCGGAGGUGCCAGCGACCCAGGCCAGCUACCAGGCUGCCCCUGCCCCCAGGUACCAGGCUGCCCCUGCCCCCAGCUAUCAGCCCGCCCCCGCACCCCAGUACCAGGCCAGAUAUCAGUGAUUAUAAGUCAAGUCCUUUCUGUCCAUCGUUGGGAUAAGAGCAGUGUACACCGACUACGCUUAUAUGUUUGUCUAUUUAUUGUGAUGUAUGGAAUGGGUGUAAUAUUGCGUUGUAUAUAUUGCGUUGCGUGACCGUUUCGUUUCAAUACAUGUGCAUUUCCCAAGAAGUACCUCAUGUUUGUUGGAGAUGAAAGCCACA
Messenger RNA from Pollicipes pollicipes, 789 nucleotides. Its product is annotated as endocuticle structural glycoprotein SgAbd-4-like. The record is from RefSeq and is a predicted model, not a curated record. The coding region runs from base 28 to 591 and encodes 187 amino acids. Gene Ontology annotation, cellular component: chitin-based extracellular matrix. Gene Ontology annotation, molecular function: structural constituent of chitin-based larval cuticle. The transcript has 3 exons. NCBI's taxonomy places the organism in Eukaryota, Metazoa, Arthropoda, Thecostraca, Pollicipedomorpha, Pollicipedidae.